Molecule: messenger RNA, 6722 nt
Organism: Branchiostoma belcheri (Belcher's lancelet)
Lineage: Eukaryota; Metazoa; Chordata; Leptocardii; Amphioxiformes; Branchiostomatidae
Product: cyclin-G-associated kinase-like
Exons: 24
Coding region: 111-4211 (1366 amino acids)
Biological process (GO): regulation of clathrin-dependent endocytosis; positive regulation of Notch signaling pathway; protein phosphorylation
Cellular component (GO): cytoplasm
Molecular function (GO): protein serine/threonine kinase activity; AP-2 adaptor complex binding; ATP binding
Source: RefSeq, a predicted model, not a curated record
CAUGCGAGAGUAGGCGUGGACGUCACGUGCCCAGGUUCGAGUCCCGUCGCUGACGACUACAUGUAGCUACAUCCGUUCGGCUCGAUCACAAGUGUAUCAUCUUUAGGGCCAUGUCAGACUUCUUCAAGUCUGCCCUGGGUUACCUGAGUUCCCCCGGAGGCGGCAGUGACAAUGACUUUGUUGGACAACUCGUGGAAUUGGGAGAUAUAAAACUACGAGUCAAAAGAGUCAUCGCCGAAGGGGGAUUUGCAGUGGUGUAUGUGGCAGAAGAUCUUGCAAAGAAAAAAGAAUAUGCUUUGAAGAGACUUCUGGCAUCUGAUGAAGAUGCAAGCAAGAACAUCAUACAAGAAAUAUGCUUCAUCAAAAAGCUGUCUGGCCAUCCUAACAUCAUCCAGUUUCUGUCAGCAGCCAGCAUCAGUAAGGAGGAGUCUGACCAUGGACAGGCUGAGUUCCUCCUCUUGACAGAACUCUGCACAGGAGGCCCGCUGGUGGAUGUACUGAACAGACAGCAGGGUUCCCUGCCGUGUGACCAGGUGCUGCAGGUGUUCUAUCAGACCUGCCGGGCCGUGCAGCACAUGCACCGCCAGAAACCUCCCAUCAUACACCGAGAUCUCAAGGUGGAGAACUUGUUGAUCAGUAGCCGUGGUCUGAUAAAGCUGUGUGACUUCGGCAGUGCCACCACCACCAGCCACUAUCCUGACCACACAUGGAGCGCACAUCAGAGAGCCAUGGCUGAGGAAGAGAUGACCAGGAAUACCACACCCAUGUACCGUACUCCUGAGAUGUUGGACCUGUAUCAGAACUACCCCAUCAAUGACAGAGUAGACAUCUGGGCACUCGGCUGUGUCCUGUAUUUACUUUGCUUUGGCCAACACCCAUUUGAGGACUCUGCCAAGCUGCGCAUUCUGAAUGCUAAAUACACCAUUCCUGAGACAGAUGUCAAAUACACAGUCUUCCAUGAACUGAUAGACAUGAUGUUGAAGACCAACCCCAUGGAAAGACCAGACAUCAAUGCGUUAGUGGAAAGGCUGCAGGAGAUCGCUAUUGCUCGUAACAUCAACCCCAAGUCUCCACUACAGCUCACUGAGACCCGGUCACCGCAAGCCUCAGACAGAAUGCCAGAAGAGAACCAAGCCAAAAAUUUUGACUCUCCAGGCCACAGCAGCCAGGGGGAUUUGGAAGGUGCAUCUGGAAAUGCUCUGUUGGACAAGAUGAAGGGCGGGGCGGGGAGUUUCCUCAAGAACCUGAAGGACACAUCAAGCAAGGUCAUGCAGUCCAUGGCCAACUACACAAGGACUGACAUGGAUUUGACCUAUGUCACAUCUAGAGUCAUAGUUAUGUCCUUCCCAGCAGAAGGCAUAGAAGCCACCAUUAAGAACAACCUGGAGGAGGUGAGACUGUACCUGGACUCCCGUCACACAGGGCACUAUGCUGUGUACAACCUGUCUCAGCGUACAUACAGGCAUCACAAGUUCCACAACAGGGUGUCAGAGUGUGGCUGGCCACCCAAACGUGCCCCGUCCUUGUCUAACUUAUUUGCCAUCUGCAAGAACAUGCAGCAGUGGCUGAGACAGGAUCCCAGGAACGUCUGUGUUCUCCACUGUCUGGAUGGGAAGGUUUCUUCAGCGACUGUAGUGUGUGCUUUCCUGGCCUUCUGUAAGCUGUUCACCUCCCCAGAGCCGGCUCUCUACAUGUUCAGUAUGAGGAGGGCUCCUCCUGGCAUCGGGCCAUGCCACAAGAGGUACAUAGAGUAUGUGUGUGACAUGAUGGGGGAGAAGGCAGUACUUCCCCACAGCAGACCCCUUAUGCUGAAGUCUGUGGUGAUGAAACCUGUCCCACUCUUCAACAAACAGAGAAGCGGCUGUCGGCCCUUCUGUGAGGUGUACAUCGGAGACGACAGGAUUCUCACCACGUCUGAGGAGUAUGAGAAAAUGAGUGGUUUUUCAGUUGAAGAUGGGCGGGUGGUGAUUCCCCUGAACCUGGUGGUGACAGGUGAUGUGGUGGUGCAGCUGUACCACGCUAGAUCUACUUUUGGGGGCAAGAUGCAGGGCAAGGUGACCUCCAUCAAGAUGUUCCAGGUCCAGUUUCACACAGGCUUCGUGGAUACUAAAGCCUCCUCUAUAACAUUUUCCAAAUAUGACCUUGACGCCUGUGACCUUGCUGACAAGUACCCUGACCUGUUCAGUGUGACCUUUGAGCUGUCUGUGGGACAGGAGCCACAGAAAAGGGCUCCUGCCCCCUGGGAAAACUUCUCUGUGAAGGGCAGCAAUCCAAAGAUUCUUUUCACAGCAUCUGAAGAGUACUCCCAGGCCAUUGCUGAGUUUGGUAAAUUACAGGCCACAAGACAACCUUCAGGACUUCCAUCAGGUCGCACUGAGAGGGCAACCAUCACCCCCUACCAGGACCACUCCGGACAGGACAGCGACGCUUCAGACGACUCACCACCGCCAUCCGAACCAGCAGAGCCUGCGUCCCCCGCAGACGAGAUGGUAUACCCCGGCCGGUCUGCUGAAGAACACUUGGAGCUGAUGGAGGAUGAGGAGGGGUCAGAUGAUGAGUGGGCAGCGUGGUCAAAACAGCGGAGCGGUCAUCAGGCAGACGGCACUGACCAGCCCGGCGAUGGCUUCCAAAAACUUGCCGACGAAGAAGACGGCACGGGUAAUCCUGAACUGAACUUGUUUAGCACAAACUUCCAAGGUCCUGAUGUUUCUACAGACAGUGGUGGCGUCGAUCUGCUGAAUCUUGGCAGUGCGGAGCCGGUACCAGAUAUAUUGGAGAGGAGCGGCGAGCCUGACUUGCUUGGCGGUGGAUUGAAGCCAUCACAAUCCAAUGCAAGUAGCAAGAGGUCAAGUUUGGAGAACUUGAGCAACGUCAACCUGCUCUCGUCAGGACAAGAUCAGACAGAAGCAGACCUGUUUGACCCCAGAGGGAAGCAGAAUGGAGCACAGGUAGAAAACCUGCUCGGUGGUGCGUACGAUCCGUUACAGCAGGACAAGGAGAUGAUACAACCCAACGUCACAAAGCCUUCGUCGGGAACAUUUGACCCAUUUGCAGACUUCUCAUCAGAUAGCAAAGUAGACGGUAACGCGUUUGAUCCGUUCUCUUCACCCUCCAAAAGCCAGUCUGAGAGCACUCAGAAGGGCACUGAUGAUUUUUUCAAGGUCAUGGAGAGUGCGCCCGCCCAGGGUCCAUCUGAAACUGACCUGAUGGGUUCCUGGGGGCAGACCGGCCCUACUCUCACCCACGUGUCCACAGACCCUAACCUCCUAGGUCAUCCCUGGUCGUCCAACACCUUCCACCAGAGCCACUCACAGCCUAACCUGAUGGCCUGGGGUGGCGCUAGCCCCGGGAGCAGUGGAAGAAACACCCCGCUCAGUCUCAGCGGGAGGACAAGUCCUGUCACGACACCCAGCCAUCAGGCCAAACCAGCCGGCAAGGCCUACGACCCGUUCGCUGACUUGGGUAACCUAGGGAGUCAUCUAGGGAGUUCAGGAAACAAAAGCAACAACUUUUCCCCACAGCCGCAACCUAAACCGGCCGGGGGUGGCUUUGCUGGACUGGGGACCGCCUCACCGGGACCAGGGUGGGGGGGAGGCCAAGGCGCAAGGCAGCAGCAGCAGCAGCAGCAGUCGCCAUGGCAACAGCCUGGUCGACCAAUGGGAGGACAGAUCCCACAGCCAUCUCCACAGCAGCAGCAGCAAGCCUUCAAGCCUAAUUAUAACAUCAACCUACCAAUGACAGGCAACAAGGACAACUCCAGAUGGAACCCCUCUGCAUAUGGAGCCCGUCCGAAGGUGGAAGAAACAGCUUUUGAAGACCUCCUCUCCUCUCAGGGCUUUGCCUCUACUGCCAAGAAAAGUGGUGAACGUGUCUCUCUGAAGGAGUUGAGGAAAGAACUGCGAGCAGGGGAAACAGACCCUCAAAAGCUGAAGAUCCUGGACUGGAUAGAAGGGAAGGAAGGGAACAUCCGUGCCCUGCUGAGCUCCCUGCACACAGUCCUGUGGGAGGGGGAACACAGAUGGAAGGAGGUGGGCAUGCACCAGCUGGUCCAGCCUGACCAGGUCAAGAAACACUACAGGAAGGCCUGUCUGUCUGUCCAUCCUGACAAGCAUGUUGACAAACCAACAGAAGAAAUGGCCAAACUCAUCUUCUUUGAGCUGAACGCUGCUUGGGCAGAAUUUGAGGAGCAAGGUAGCAAGCCAUUGUACUAGGAGUCCAGACCAGAAGAGUGGGGAACAUAUUGCAGCAGGGCUGCUGAGACUGAGAGCACUCCAACAACUCUGGGGGCGGAAUAUUAGCAUGGGAGGGGCACUUUAUUAGGCCUAGGAAAAGUCAUGUUGUGUUUAUGGUUUCAGUCCUGGAAAAAAUAGGGUCUGUAGGUACAGAUUUUCUUUUCUAUUUGAAACUUUUUUUAGAUUUUGGCUAAAAUGAUCCAAGAAACAAAGUUAAACAAUGCUUCAGGACUGUUUCAAGGACCCGUCCACCUAUUGGCUUUUGGACUUAUAUUUCACCUGAUUUACUGAAGAAAAAAAUUGCUUCCGACAAUGCAUUAAAUGAUGUUUCAGAUUAUUCUGAGCAUUUGAAAUUCAGAUUUUAUAGCCUUACCAGAGGUCGAUAAAAAAAUGCUAGGGUUGGUCAGGAAACUGGAAACACAACAUUUUGUUUGCUAGGCCUUGUCCAUCAAACUUUACAAGGUGUCUAGCAUAUUUUUUUUAGCUGAAAGUUGGGAAUACAUAUUUGAAUGUAGAAUGUGUGCUGCUGGUAAUGUACAUGUACAUCUGCCUUAGACUUUAGAAACUACUGGAAAUAUGUACUGUACAAUAGCAUCAUUGAUGUACAUGUACAUUGUAAAAGCUCAAAUACACAACAUUGUGCAAGUAUUAACAGCCACAUUCCUCCCUAGUAUUUAAUGUUGUUGAACAUUCCAAUGCUUUUAGUGUGAUCUCAAAAUAGGAACCUAUGGUAUGAGUGUAUAUAAUUCUCCUGAAUAUAAUAUUUAGAAUGAGUUUAUUGUGAAAGAAAAUUUGGGGGUCAUUGUAUUGUCUAUCUUAAUAAUUAAUCAUUACCAAAAGUACACAGCAUUAAGAAAGUGUCCUGGCACAAAAUUGUGUGGUAGGACAGGUUUACAACAAACAAAAAUGUGAAUUUGUAGGACAGUUGUGGAUGUUUGUACAAAAUUUAGCUGCCGUGCAGAAAAUGGUGUUCAAAAUGUGUCGUACAAUUUUGGGAAUCACCUGAAAAUUUUAGGACUUGCCAACAAAAUACAUGCAUAACCGUCUUAUAUGUGAAGCCCUCUAUAGUAGCUACCAUCCUACCAGUUUUUUCACCAUUUUACACACCUGUAUCUUUCUGCAAUGACUAUGAAUAUACAGUGGUAUUCUAUCUUUUGACAGAAUUUCUCAAAUCUCACAGUGUUCCCCCGGUAGUUACAAGUCCGAAAACAAGACAAUGUUUUCUCAGCAAAACUCAACAUUUAUCAUACACUUAACCUGGGGUUUGAGCCUGCAACUUUUUACCACAGCCAUGCAACUGUCAUACAAUGUAAUUAAUUCUAGGUGUAGUUUUGUGUGUAUUUCUGUGUAUGUGAGGGUAUUGGUGAGUUUUGCUUCUCAUAGUACAGUGCAACAAAUGUGAAUCCUUCAUACUUUCAUCACAGUUUCUUUUAUUGGACCUGGAUGAUUAAUGUGCAGAUUAUACAUGUAUGAUAUGUCUUAGAAUGUCUGCAAGCUAUAUUAUGCAAUAUCAUGUUCAUGUAAACUAUAUUAUAGGAGACUUAGUCAGCAACAAAGUGAAAAUGCUUGUAAAGAUUAACUUGUUUAUAUCAGAUUAAGAAUUCUCUCUGUGAACUUGUAGAACUUUUACAUAUUACCAUCAUAAUAUGAUUGUGCACACCAACAUUUGUCCAGAUUGGGUAUUUUGUGCCACUACAAGUAUCCUUGCUUUUAGCUGCUAUAUUUUGCAGUUAAACAGGAUUUCAUGACACCAUUUUCUCCUUUUGGACAUGUCAGGCAUCUGCAAUGUCUCACAAGUGGUUUAUAUACUGUAAGUCUUUUUAUAUUCGCAGUACUUUUAUAUUCGUGGUUUUCGCGGGCCCUUGUGUACUGCGAAUUUAUUCUUACUGCAAACAAAUAAUUCCCCAACUUUCUUUCUUUUGCACCUGCCAUCACCGCGAAGAUAUAGUUCCACGAACAUCUCCAUUUUUUUCAGACCGAGAAGUUUUGCUACCGCGAAUAUAGAGUGAUUUACAGUAGUACAUGUACAUUAUUUUGUACAGUGUAGUCCAGAAGAAAUGUUAUAAUUUAAUCCGUAUUUCUUGUAAUAGAAUGAUAUCCCAGACUGAUCUUUGUUUAUGAACAAUAGAAGACGUGAACAGAUUCUGUAAAAAUGGUUUCCAAGGAAGAAUUGUAGAAGAGUUGCAAAGAAAGCAUGCUCAAUAUCAUGGCAGGUGACGUGUGUGUAGAUGUACAAUUUUAUGUAGAUAACUGCUGCCAGCAAAUGAGCUACUUACUUUCUCAAUGGAAGUUUGAUUGCUUGACAGUAUGAUAUACAUAAUAUACUGUAGAUACAAUGUAUUUCUUAAUUGUUUAUGGUACAUGUAACCACCAAGACCCCCAAUAUUAUCUAUUAUAUACUGCAUAGUCUCUUUGAAGCUGGAGAGUCCAAUGUGUUGAACAUGUGGAUGUCAAGCUAUGAAAUAAAAAAAGACAAGCAUUCAGAUUUAA